AUGGAUGAUUUAGAUUUCACAGAUAUUGUGAAUAAACCUCCACUUAAUGUUUAUCAAACACACCGAUCUCUAUUGGACGUCUUUGUCAUCAAUUGUUACCAGCUAUUGACCCAGAAUUCAAUUAUAAAUACGUCUUCAUUAUUCAAUUCUUCAACCCCACCUGCACAAAAUUCUAUAGUUAUUACACCGCUAUCAAAUACUACAGAUGUACCAAGUAGUAGUAGUAAUAAUAUGGACAUUGGUUUAAGUUCAUCUGCUGCAUUAAAUGGUGAAUCAAUGAAUGCGAGUCCUAUUACACUUGAAUUACUUCCGAAAAUGAAGCAAGAUCUCCCACAAAUCUUCAUGAUGAUGUCUCAAAUUUAUAAUGCAAUGGUAUCAACAGUUGCUACACUAAACACAUCACCUAAAUCAGGAUUUGAACUUUUUCAACGAUUCCAACAGAUUAUCAAAGAAUUGGAAUUAAGUUUCGAAGUAAGCCCUUAUAAUCGUUAUUUUAAUAAACUAGAUGAAAGGAAUUAUAGCAUUAAGGAGCGAUUGCAGUUACAGGAUGAUGAAUUAUUCCAAAAGACUACCUCGUACAUAUCAACCGUUUAUGAUUUACAAAAAAGUACAUUAUACUCUAAAUAUGCUUGUAAGAAUAAUAAUCAAACGAAGCAAUUGCCGAGGAAGAUUGCAAAUACAAACGUAGGUGCAACAAAAACUUUUACAACUACCGCCACGACUAUUAAUAAUACUAAUAUUCAUAAUACUAAUACUAGUUCUUUACCAACGAAGAAUUACAAGAACCGAAGUCGAAAGGAUACGAUAAUACAAAAUAAUAAAAUAAACAAGCCCGGUAAAUCUAAUUGGAGGCAGCAGCAAAUAAGUACUACCAACUAUAAUAAUAAUGAUAACAUUCUUUUUAAUCCCAUGAAGAAUGCCCAACCUAAUCUGUCAUUGGAUUCCACGAUUCCCAUCGGAACGUUGGAUCCAUCUCUGCUAGAUGUACCGUUUUCUAAGAAGUCACAGGCAUUACAGCAAGAUUUUAUGAACUCAAAAGCAAUAAAUGGUUAUUAUACACAACCUACUAGUCCCGGUGGAUUAAAUCUUAAUUUUGGUGAUGUUGUAAAUGAUCCCUCUUUUUUGGAAAAUAAUACUCGCAAUAAUGACAAUACUAAUAAUGCUAUCAAUUUAAUAUCAAAUGGAAACAUUACCACUAAUAUAGCCCCUGAUGACAUUUUGAAACGAAGAUCAUUAGGUACGUUAGAUGUCUGCAAUUUAGAUGAAACGACGGUGGAAGAAUUUUUGCAAUUAACAAAUGAUAGCAAAAAAAAUCAAAGAACAGAAAACGACCUUGCAAAUACUGGUCAGAAUAAUAAGAGUAAUAAUAAUAAUAAUAAUAAUACAGACGAGAGUAAUACGAAUAGUGCAAAUACUGGCAAUGUUAUUAGUGAGCCUUCAAGUUCAAACAAAAUUGAUAAGACAACAUCUAUGUUGGUUGGUUCCUUCAAUGUAGAGCCUAAUUGCAACACAGCUUCCCUUGAUAAUAAUAAUGAGAAAGGUAAUAACCGCGAUUAUAUCCGUAUAUCCGGGAUGAAUUCCAAUGAUCAAUUAGGACUGUCAAUACAACCUUCUAUACAGACAGGAGCUCACUUAGAGAUAUACAUACAGGCGUUAAAAAACUCAUAUGGUAAAGCUGUUCAAGAAAAGGAUAAUAGAAUAGCACAUUUACAACAAGAAUUAGAAAAUGAACGACAAGAAGCACAAUGGUUAAGGAGGGUGCUCAUUGAAGAUAUGGCAUAUAUAAAAGGUGAUUUAAAUAAUAUUAAGAAAUAG
Molecule: messenger RNA, 1815 nt
Organism: Naumovozyma dairenensis CBS 421
Lineage: Eukaryota; Fungi; Ascomycota; Saccharomycetes; Saccharomycetales; Saccharomycetaceae
Exons: 1
Coding region: 1-1815 (604 amino acids)
Source: RefSeq, a predicted model, not a curated record